GGAGCCGGCUGACAAGAAGGAAGCAACAGUGACAGGUGGACAAUGGAAACUUUCUCUAUACUUCUGGAUGAUGUGAAUACACACAGUUUAUAGAGACUGACUCAGAAAAAAAAGGGGUCUCCUGGCAAAGUCUGUGCCCAGGAAUGAUGCCUCUUUUCUGGGUAGCGCUUUGGUCAACGCUCCCUCCUCUGGCUCUCUUCUGUGGUCCAGACUGUUGUACCGUCCACGAGAGCAGCAGCUUACAGAAUGUGUCUCCGCUGCUGAAAUCCUUACAGUGCCACAACGACCACGAGUCCCAUGUCCACUGCAGGUGGAGGGAACACGGAAACACAACGCUGCAGCUCUGGUUCAAGACACAACACAGCAGGAAGCAGUGUGUGCCAUAUGGUGCUGAAGAUGCGAGUGAGCACGGGACUGUCCAGUGUCGAUAUGAAACCCGUGCAUUUUCCAUUGGCAUCAAACACACUGUCUUCUUCCUCAAGAACGACACACUGUGCUCAUCUGCCCCACACACACCUCUGGAUCUUUCUCAGCACUUGAGAGCCCGCUCCCCAGUGAAUCUGUCCACACAUGAUGGAGGUGAUGGAGGCAGACGGCUCAGUUGGUCCAGCCCGUACCCGUCCUCCUCCUCCCUGAACAAAAACCUCACAUAUGAGCUCAGCUACAGGACAGACGGACAGGACAACUGGACGUCUGAGGGCGUCACAAGCACAAGUGUGAAACUAGAGAAGCGGUUGUUGCUUCCGGGUCACAAGUAUGAAGCCAGGGUGCGGGCCCGGGCCAGCGUGGGACAGUGGAGCGACUGGAGUUCUUUGGUGACCUGGCACACUGAAGAAGACACUGGGCAGUUCCCCAGUUUGCAUUGUGUGCUGGAUGGAGAGACGGAGGUGACGUGUAGCUGGGAGGUGAGCAGAGAAGUGGAUCACUUCAUCACCUACCAGCUGGCAUUUCGACACAACCAGACCUCGCCGUCUGAGAUACGCUGUGUGAACAUAACAGUCAGCUCUGACCUCAGUAGGGCGGUGCAGAGGUACAGCUGCUCCCUGACUGUCGCAGACCCUGCACAUCUGCUCAUAGAGCUCCGACCAGCACGCAAAGCCAAGAGUUUUAAGGUCGACCAGCACAUUCGUCCCAAACCACCGCAGCAGGUAAAUGUGAGGCAGAAAAACAGCAACUGGAUGGUGGAAUGGACUGAUCCAAGCACAGCUUCAAAGCUCAGACUGCAUUAUCAGGUCUGCUAUUACAGAGUACAGGAUGAGGCACAAUCUGUCCUGCUAAACCUCUCAGAGGGGUCCAUGUCCCUGAACAUUCUGGGAGCUUCUCUGGCCCCAUCCCAGCGCUACCAGGUAAAGGUCAGAUCGCUGGUCUACCCUCCCCACAAGGGAAUCCCCUCGGAAUGGACCCAUCCUGUGGACUGGACCUCGCUUGAGGCCACCUGGUCGCUAACAACCCCCGUCUACAUCAUCAUCAGUGUGUUUGUGACCGCAGUCUCCCUCACUCUCUACUACACCGUUCCAGCUUGUCAGAGGAGGGCGGUUCUGUGGGUGGACUCAGUUCCUUCUCCAGCCAAAAGCAAAAUGCUGUGUGAGAUCAAGUCUGCCACCGGCUGGACCUUCAUGCAGAGUGAGAGCACGACCAUCUGCAAAGUGCUGUCUUUGGGCAGUGAAUGGAUAUGCUCCUCAGAUGCUUUGCUGUGGCCAACUAAGGACACUGAAAAACAGCGUCUGCAGGACGAGGGCAUUUGGAAGUGUGAUAACAUGCUCCCCCCUGCUGAGAAUGUUACCAGCCCUGAAACAUCCUCCAUGAGCUUCAGCGGGCCGUACAUCUUCUGUCAGUCAUCAGAGUCAAGCCACACAUCAGCAGAUGUCAUGUGUGAAGAGGAAGAGAGGGAACAUGAAACCCUGUCAGAUGACUCUGCAUCUCCUUCCCCGCUGAACUUUGCCCUUUACGGGAAAGGUUAUGUGUGUCUGCCCAGCCUCAACGUCUCCAGGUCCACACAGGAUCUUGUAUCUCACAGCGACACAAACACACACAGGCCCGACGGCACCGAGCAGGACCAGCAGUGUCCAGAUAAGACGGACGUCCAGCGAGGCCUCAGCGAGCCCACCAGCAGCCACCAACCUCCCGCCUCAGGAGCUUUUACUUCCUGGCCUCAAGGAGGCAUCACGCAGGCCUCGGGGUACUACCACCUCCCCGCAGCAAAGUGACCUGAAGGACCUAAAAGGCUUUCUCAGCAGAUUCAACAAUUAAUUAACGGAUGAUUCUUUGUUUUUUUUAUAAGCUUUCCACUUUAUUGUAAGCAACAUAUGCCUAUAUGUUGAAACAAUUCAAUCAUGUGUAUUAAUGAACGGGUUUGUACAUUUUUGCUUGGUUUUAUGUUUUCUCUGACCUAACAUCAGGUUGGAUGUCUGACCAAUGGAGGGCAGUAGUGAGCUGAGCCUGUGAGUGCAAUGCAAGUAAAUCUAAGGGAUGGACUUCAGUGGUAAACAAAAUAAUGAUGUCUUUUUGAGCUUUUUUAAGGAAAUGUCCUUAGAGUCUGGGUCAGAAUGACAUAACAUUGCAAGCACCAUUGCAAGCUAAUGCAAUGCAAUACAACAGCCCUGCUUAAAGCUACAUUUGUGUAGUUUUAAAUUAAGGUCAGAGAGAUUGUCAGUUUCUCUAGAAAACAUCACAUCAUUCACUUCCUUUUUCCUUUUAUUUGUAUUACUUCCUUAAAUGCUCUGUCUCUCUCUCUCUCAGCUGAAGAGAGAUGCAGAUUUGUCAACUGCAUUUCAUGAGAAAAGUGUGCAAGUUUGCUGUGGUCGUGUAUGCAUGUUUGCACAAAGGUGUGCGAGUUAGGACCUUGUUGGUAAUGUUGUAGCCUAUGUGCUGCUGAAUGUAUAUUUACAUUAGCCUAUGUUAUCUACAUGCUGACGUGCUGGUUAUGUCAACUUGUGUGGCACUGUCAUUGCGUGCAAGUUUUUAGUUAACGACUGAGGCCUGCAGAGCAAACAUUAAAUGACAAUGUACUGAAAAAAUGUUAAAUGUUAAUACAUGUGACUUUCCAUGUUCUUCGGUUCAGUACAGCAAUGGCUUAUGUUGAUGUCAGUUGUUGAGCACAAUUGAGUGAAAUAAUGUAACGUUGCAAUGUUGGCUGCACUUUUUUAUUGUUAUAAUAAUUUAAACUUGUAAAAAUCUGUGUCUGUUUUAUGAAUGGCUUACACACGACUUCUCACCACACGCAAACAUAGACUACGGUUUAAAGUGUUCUGCCUAGCAAACAGUGUAACAUACACUAAGUAGCCAGUGUAUAUGGUAGGCUACACCUAGCUAAAACUAAUGCAGUCUGAUACAACAGUAAUAAAUCCUACCUUCAUGAA
Messenger RNA from Cottoperca gobio, 3359 nucleotides. It is a transcript of the gene csf2rb, whose product is annotated as colony stimulating factor 2 receptor subunit beta. The coding region runs from base 144 to 2207 and encodes 687 amino acids. NCBI's taxonomy places the organism in Eukaryota, Metazoa, Chordata, Actinopteri, Perciformes, Bovichtidae. The record is from RefSeq and is a predicted model, not a curated record. Gene Ontology annotation, molecular function: cytokine receptor activity; protein binding. The transcript has 15 exons. Gene Ontology annotation, cellular component: external side of plasma membrane. Gene Ontology annotation, biological process: cytokine-mediated signaling pathway.